This is a messenger RNA of Dovyalis caffra, 273 nucleotides long. NCBI's taxonomy places the organism in Eukaryota, Viridiplantae, Streptophyta, Magnoliopsida, Malpighiales, Salicaceae. The record is from the annotation of a GenBank genome assembly.
AUGCGGCAAUAUAGUUUAGCCUCUUCUAAAGAAACACACACAAGGAGACAAGAAGCCUCGUGUUGUGUGGUGCCAGGAAAACCCACAAUAAAUGAUUCGAAAGAGAGGCCCAUGAGUGACGAGGCAAGGAGCCACCAAGAUUCCAAAAAUCCACCCUACAAGCACUCGAUCACUGCUGACGAAAUACGACCCCAUGUCUCAGUGAAAAAGCAUACCAUUGCCGACAUUUCAUUAGAGGCAAAGCCAAUAACAAAAGCCAUAUCACAGGCGUAG